AUGGCCCCUCCGAAGGGAGGUGGAAAGAAAAAGAAGGGAUCUGAAGCGCAGCCCAAGCUUGACGGGCAUCGCGAAGGUCCCAAAUUUGUCGUCGUCAAACGUAUGGAUGUUAUGGAUGGGUCCUUCGAAAAGGUCAGCCCGAUCUUCAUCCACAAGGGAAUCAAAAGCAUCUGCGGAGAACCACUCAACAUCAUCAAACUGAGGGACGGAACGUUGCUAGUCAAAACGAAAAGCAUCAGCCAGGCAAACCAGCUGCUUCGUGGUAAAAUGAUGUUCGACAUGGAGAUUGCAGUAGAGGAAAACGCUAAACUCAACCAAACGAAAGGAAUCGUGACAUGUGCCGAUCUUCGGUACGCUACGGAAGAGGAAAUCAUGGAAGAUCUUCAAGACCAAGGAGUAGCCAGUGUUGAAGUCAUGAAGCGAAAGAAGGAUGGCAAACUGGUCACUACGAACAGUUACAUUCUUACAUUCAAGUCAACUGGAGUUCCCGAGAGCGUCAAGGUAGGAUUCCAUCACCUAAGUGUGCGCCUGUUCAUCCCCCGUCCGAUGCGAUGCUACAAGUGUCAAUUUUUCGGUCACUCGUCUAAGUUCUGUUCAAGGGAAGAGGUAUGUAGCAACUGCUGCCAGGUAGGUCACACAUCUAAGGAUUGCUCUGGUCAAACAUUGUGCAGGAACUGUGGUUCCUUAGAACAUGCGUCGUGGUCGAACAAAUGUAAAGUGUUUGCGGCCGAACAAGAGAUUACACGUAUCAAGGUCACCGAAAACGUUAGCAUCAGGGAGGCCCGCGAGUUGUACAAAGCUAGGUACCCCAAUAACACAAACACAUACAGUGAAGUAGUUAGGAACAGUCAGGUACAGAUCUCAAUCUCUCAACCGCCCGCUAAUGAUCCCAAAGACUUGUCAAAAAGCUCAGUCACUCAGCAACAACGAUCAGAUUCUCAACUCUCACCGACUAACACAACGAACACAGACUCAGAUCUCGAAGGUGCAACCGCCAUGGACUAUCAAGUAGCCAAGAUAUCUCGCUCUCUCUCUCCCAACACUAACGAUCACGACGAAUAUGAACACGAUGUUAAAAGAAUGAAAGCUGCUCCGUCAUCCUCAAGUGGUAGUAGCAGAUCAUCUGCCUAUGAUGUCUCUCUCUCCAGUAAUGGAUUGUAA
Molecule: messenger RNA, 1161 nt
Organism: Aedes albopictus (Asian tiger mosquito)
Lineage: Eukaryota; Metazoa; Arthropoda; Insecta; Diptera; Culicidae
Exons: 1
Coding region: 1-1161 (386 amino acids)
Molecular function (GO): zinc ion binding; nucleic acid binding
Source: RefSeq, a predicted model, not a curated record